AUGCCGGAGCGGCGUCGGGCGUCUCUUCCCGUCUCAGAGUGGGAUAUCCGUGCUGCAAUUUUCAGGCGUCAGACUGAGGCCCCUGGUGCGGGUGCCCUUCUUUGCCCGACAGGCGAAUGUGCCGACGGGAGCUGCUGCGGUAAGAAUGGCGUCUGUGGUUAUGGCGAUCUUUGUGGUGCGGGUUGUAAGAGCAACUGUGAUGCCACUGCCAUGUGCGGCGCGCAGUCCGAAGGCGGUGCCAUCAAGUGCGGCAUGAACCUUUGCUGCAGUUCCGGAGGCUGGUGCGGCACUUCGGAAACCCACUGUGUCGGCCCCAACAAGUUCUCGCUUUGCCAGCAGGGAUUUGGAAAGUGCGAGACUCUCCGUCCCAAGACGUGUGGCGAAAACUCGGGGACGUCUGCCAAGCGGACCAUCGGAUACUACCAAGCUUCUAAUGUCCGCAAUCGCGUUUGCAACCGCAUUUCCCCGUCCCAGAUCAAGACGACGGGUUACACGCACCUCAACUUCGCUUUCGCUUCCAUCGACCCUACUACCUACGCCGUCAUACCUGCUGAAGCCGCCGAUGAGCCGCUCAUGCGAGAGUUUACCGCUCUGAAGAAGUCUGGUCUGCAGACUUGGAUUGCCGUUGGUGGUUACGACUUUAGUGAUGUGAACCGCACAACGCACACCACCUGGCACGACAUUUGUGCCAGCCCUGCCGCCCGUGCCGCCUUCAUCGCAUCUGGAAAAAGCUUCAUGGACAAGUACGGAUUCCAGGGUAUGGACCUUGACUGGGAGUACCCCGGUGACCCUAAGCGUGGCGGCUCGCGCGCCGAUAUUGCCAACUUUGUGCUGCUACUCAAGGAGAUGCGUGCUGCCUACGGCUCCAACUACGGCAUCAGUCUGACGCUUGCUCCCGACUACUGGUAUCUGCGCUGGUUCGACGGCAAAGGCCUCGAGCCGUAUGUCGAUCACUUUGGUUUCAUGACCUACGAUCUUCACGGCUCGUGGGACGCCGACACCAAGACCCUUGGCUCCAUCGUUCGAGGCCAGGCCGACGUUCGUGAGAUCUACAACAACACAAUUCCCCUUACUUACGAUGACAUGGACUUUUCCAAAAUUGUGUUCGGCGUGGCUUGGUAUGGCCGCGGUUACACCCUUUCUGACGCCAGCUGUAACACCCUUGGAUGUGGCUUCAAGGGGCCCAGCAAGCCAGGAAAAUGCACCAACAACGCCGGCGUCAUGUCUCUUGUCGAGAUUCAGGGCCUUAUCAAGGAGAAGAACCUCAAGCCCCGCCUCCUUGAAGGCGCCAUGAUGAAGGAGCUCGUGUUCGACGACCAGUGGAUUGGCUACGAUGACGACGAGACUGUUGCCAUGAAGAAGAAGUUUGCCAACAACUACUGCUUCGGCGGCACCAUGGCUUGGAGUGUCGACUUCAACUCCGGCACCGGCGACUCGGACUCCGCGCCUGUCUCGACUGAUGCGUCAUGCGGUCCUGCCCACGGAGGUACCAUC
Messenger RNA from Colletotrichum godetiae, 1494 nucleotides. RefSeq names its product glycoside hydrolase superfamily. The record is from RefSeq and is a predicted model, not a curated record. Gene Ontology annotation, molecular function: chitin binding. Gene Ontology annotation, biological process: carbohydrate metabolic process. The transcript is spliced from 5 exons. The annotation marks the transcript as partial. Lineage: Eukaryota; Fungi; Ascomycota; Sordariomycetes; Glomerellales; Glomerellaceae.